Molecule: messenger RNA, 2119 nt
Organism: Ochotona curzoniae (black-lipped pika)
Lineage: Eukaryota; Metazoa; Chordata; Mammalia; Lagomorpha; Ochotonidae
Gene: RRP1B
Product: ribosomal RNA processing 1B
Exons: 16
Coding region: 51-2063 (670 amino acids)
Biological process (GO): rRNA processing
Cellular component (GO): preribosome, large subunit precursor; preribosome, small subunit precursor; nucleus
Source: RefSeq, a predicted model, not a curated record
CUCGUGCUGGCGACCGUGGGUUCGCGGCCCGGGUUGCCCCAGUGGGCGUCAUGGCCCCCGCCAUGCAGCCGGCCGAGAUCCAGUUUGCGCAGCGGCUGGCGUCCAACGAGAAGGGCAUCCGGGACCGCGCGGUGAAGAAGCUGCGACAGUAUCUCAGCGUGAAGACGCAGAGGGAGGCAGGAGGCUUCAGCCAAGAGGAACUCCUGAAAAUCUGGAAGGGGCUCUUCUACUGCAUGUGGGUGCAGGACCAACCGCCGCUGCAGGAAGAGCUUGCCAACUCCAUUUCCCAGCUCAUCCACGUUGUCAACAACUCGGAGGCCCAACACCUGUUCAUCCAGACCUUCUGGCGGACCAUGAAUCGGGAGUGGAAGAGCAUCGACGGGCCUCGGCUGGACAAGUACUGCAUGCUGACCCGCCUGGUCCUGCGGCAGUCCUUGGAGGCUCUGAAGCGCAACGGUUGGGAAGAAAGCCAAAUCCAGCUUUUCCUGGACGUGCUGGUGAAGGAGAUCCUGGGGCCUGAGGGCCACUCUCCUGACGGCGUGAGGACCCAUUUCAUCACCAUGUACCUCGAUGAGCUCUCCAAAGUGGGGGGAAGAGAGCUCAUGGCAGAUCAGAACCUGAAGUUUAUUGAUCCAUUCUGCAGAGUUGCUGCCAAGACUAAGGACCACACACUGAUGCAGACCAUAGCACGGGGGGUCUUUGAAGUUAUUGUAGAUCAGUCUCCCCUGGCCCCUGAGGAGACCCUGGGAGAAGAGAAGAUGGAAGUGGGAGACACUGCCCCUUCUGAAGGAGAGCUUCCUGAAGACGACACGGCAGUGCUGGGCAGGUGCCCCUCCAGGAAGGAUGGAGUCUGUGAACAGAGAGAGAGUAACGACCGUGGGGCCUCGGGGGACGCUGGGCCUCCCCUCCAGUUUGAUUAUGGCGCUGUUGCCGAGCGGCUCCUGGAGAUGACCAACAAGAAGAACACCCCUCCCUUCAACAGGAAGCGCCUCUGCAGGCUCAUCCGGAAGUUCCAGGAUCUCUCCGAAGCGGGAAGUGAGUCUCAGCUCCGUAUGGUGGAGGACACACCAUCUGCGGAUGGAGAAGACCAGCUCCUUGGCCCAGGACGGCGCCCGAGCGAGAGCCACGCACUUCCGGAGAGCAUGGGCCUGGGGGAGGAGAGAGGGAGCAGAGUCCUGGCCGGGGAAGAGGGCAGAGGAGGCAGUAUCCUGAAGAGAAAGCGCAAGAAGAACCAGCAGCUGCAGGCUGCAGGUCCCAGCCCAGACGGUGCAAGUCAGGGACCCGAGGCCACUGGCCCCUCACCCAGCAAGAGGAAGCGGCUCAAGAAGAAGGGCCUGAAGGCUGGCCGGGAGGCCUGGGUGUCGCAGAGUGGCCCCCUGGGGGGACACCCUCAGGACCUCGCCCCCACAGGCAGAGCCCGAGUCAAGAGGAAACGGAAGCUCGGGGCGCUCCUGGUCAAGGGCAGCGGCCUGGUCCGGCUGGCCUGGCCUGCGAUGAGCCCAGCAGAGGCCGCCCUGCCUGAGGGCGACAAGCCCCAUAAAAAGAAGGCUGGAGCCAGCAGCCUCAGCUCAGACAACCUGCCCACUCAGAAGGCCGCUGUCUUGAAAAAGAGGAAGAAGAGAAAGAGGUCCAGCGUGCUGGGAUGCAGCAGCGAGCUGGGCUCCGAGGCCGAGCAGUGCCAGACUCUGGAAAGCAUCAAGGCCUUCAGCCCUGCCGAGACACCAUUGAGGAUGGAGAGCGACUUUGUCAAGUUUGAUUCGUCCUUCUCCCCAAAGCCCGUGUUCUUCAGGAAAGCCAAGAGCAGCACCCCCACCUGCUCGCCGCACCCCACUGCCCAGCUGACCAGAACACCAUCCAGCUCCAAGAAGGUCACCUUCGGGCUCAACAGGAACAUGACGGCAGAGUUCAGGAAGACCGACAAGAGCCUCCUGGUGAGCCCAUCGGGUGCCUCGCGCGUGGCCUUCGACCCCGAGCAGAGGCCUCUGCACGGCGUGCUGAAAACCCCCCACAGCUCACCAGCUGGCACCCCGAGAAGGAGACCGCGGGCUGUGGAUUUCUUCUGAGAAGGGUCCUUUGCCAAAGUGGCUUUUGUACAGAGAAUUCUAUAAAUUAUCACUUU